Molecule: messenger RNA, 723 nt
Organism: Cladophialophora yegresii CBS 114405
Lineage: Eukaryota; Fungi; Ascomycota; Eurotiomycetes; Chaetothyriales; Herpotrichiellaceae
Exons: 1
Coding region: 1-723 (240 amino acids)
Source: RefSeq, a predicted model, not a curated record
AUGAGGAUACCAACCUCAAGCACAUUCCAUCGCACCGUGCCACAAUCCUCCCUCCUGCUCAGACGUCCUCGUUCAACCGUUGUGGCACCUCCUCCGUCAACGCAACCCACGACUCAAUCUCAAAAUGAAACCGAGCCUGAACCUCAAUCCCAAUCCCAACAAGAUAUCCAAUCCAAACGCAACGCCCAACAAACCCGUACGACGAUUGACCGUCAGUCCUACGAAUAUACAAACUCGGGCACCGACGACGCCGUUGCCGCUCAAGCAACGUCCUACACCCCGAAUACAGGCUCCACCAGCAACCCAGGCGAAGCAAUCGCCCAAGCGGCAGAAGAAUUACAAGAAGUAUCACAGCCGCACAUCUCCACCACCUCCACGGCUACGCACGCACAAGCACGAUCACAAGCAGGCGUGAAGUUCAAUCCCCUGGAAGUUUCGCCUGCCAACACGGAAAUCUCGGGCACGACAUCGGAUUACGAGGGAGGGGGUUCCACCGUUGUCACCCACGACGGAGAGCACAUUCAAGGGGCCCCCCCAAAGACAUACAUGGGUUCAACUACGCGCAAGAGCAAGAGUAAAAGUGCGAGCGUGGUAUCCAAGACGAGCGAGAAGAAAGUCUUCGCCGGAAAAGAUACGAGGAAAGAUGUCCGGCCCGGGGCUGAGCAGCGCGAAGUUGAGGAGGCAAAGGGCAGAGGGCCUAUCAUACGUCCGGGGCCAAGGUGA